This is a messenger RNA of Aspergillus oryzae RIB40, 699 nucleotides long. RefSeq lists its product as uncharacterized. The transcript has a single exon. Bases 1 to 699 code for a protein of 232 amino acids. NCBI's taxonomy places the organism in Eukaryota, Fungi, Ascomycota, Eurotiomycetes, Eurotiales, Aspergillaceae. The record is from RefSeq and is a predicted model, not a curated record.
AUGACCGGAAUUAGCUACGAGCAUAGCAAGCACCCAAGCAUCAUUUCCCCUAUUGACGAGGAGUCCUAUAAUCAGUAUUUCGAGGUCCUAAGUCCUCCGAAGCCCCUGUCCUGCGGUACAAAAGCGCCUACAAACACGCCUUCCGCCACAUUGCCUAUGGGUCGAAAGCUGUCCGCUGCAGCUGAAGCGCGGUCAGCAUCCUAUAUCAAUAAUGGGAACAGAGGAUCACUUCCAAAGGAUAAAUCACAUCUAGGUACUAGAGACGUCUCAGAAGCUAGUGCUAAAUCCAACCUGUCCACCGAGCCUGUUACUGAUACCGCAGCAACGAGCAAGCUCCCUGUCGGCCUAAAUGUCCAAGUUAAAGGCAGAAAGGAGGGGAUGGUAUCGGAUAAGAAGGAAAACGAGAUUACGGUAGAAACUCCGCGAAGGGAAAGUGACAAGGCCCACCAUGCUGGGUCCAAGACAGCCGUACGUACCAGUGGAAACCUAGAGACUCCCACUGGAUCUAGAAGAAGACGGUCGACAGGUUCUGCUCGCAGGGAAAGCCUCAGUUUUCCCAAAGGAGAGCCAAUUUUGCUUUCUCCAGCACAAGAGUUGUCUGAAGUAGAUGAUCUUCUCCGACGGGCUGGUCUCGAAGAACUUCUUGGACCAGGAAGCCACCGUGCAGGUUCUGUAGCCGAAGUGGCCGAGAUUGACUAA